This is a messenger RNA of Panicum virgatum (switchgrass), 1916 nucleotides long. RefSeq names its product IQ motif and SEC7 domain-containing protein 2-like. NCBI's taxonomy places the organism in Eukaryota, Viridiplantae, Streptophyta, Magnoliopsida, Poales, Poaceae. Bases 160 to 1632 code for a protein of 490 amino acids. The transcript is spliced from 6 exons. The record is from RefSeq and is a predicted model, not a curated record.
UCCCGCCCGCCUUGGUUCGUUUUUCCCUCCACAAAUCCAAUCCAUCUGAGAUCCCACCCGCCAUUACCCCUUUCUCCCGGCACGCCAGACCCAAUCGAAUUGGAUCUCCGCCUCCGCCUCCGCUUUCCACAGCAGCAGCCAAGCCUAGCCUAGCUGGCCAUGGCGCCGCCCAAGCCCACCACUCCUGACGCGGCCACCAAGCCCAAGAAGAAGGUCACCGCCGCGCAGGUCGCCUUCCUCGUCGACCGCUACCUUGCCGACAACGGCUUUCACGCUGCGCUUGCCGCCUUCCGCUCCGACGCCGCCCACCUCUUCAGCCCCCACCGCGCCAAGCCCCCGCCCAAGGGCCUCCUCCCGCUCGCCGACAUCCUCCACGACUACAUCGCCCUCAAGGAGGGCCGCGUCGCCAUCGACUCCGCGAUGCACGCCAUGCACUCCCUCGUGUCCAACUACUACGCCUCCUCCUCCUCGCCGCCACCGCCUCCCAUCACUCCUGCGAUGAUGCCUCCCCUGCCUCCCGCCGCAAACACCUCCCAGCCAUCCUCGCCUCCGCUCGUCCCGCCUCUCCUCGUCGCCUCGUCUUCUUCUCCUCCGCAGCCCCAAGGCGCCGCCGGAUAUGCUUCACCUGUCGUACAUCACUACGCUCAUACAUCCACCGCGCUUCUUGUCCACAACUCCUCAGACAUGCCCACCAAAAAGAGGAAACAUUCCAAGUCUGCAGGGAAGACUACUACAGCCUCCAAGAAAUCCUGCACCACGACCUCGGAUGCAAAAGCUGCAGGAAAUAAUAAAGCUGUUGCAUCACAACUGGCAAAUCACAACUUGUCUGCGGCCCAUCCAACUUCAGCUCAACAUUCUGCUAUGGCAAACCUUCCUGUCCAGACUUCCUCUGUUGCAAAGAGCUUAUUCAGGCCACUUCAGCCUCAGCUCCACUCUUCUCCCUGUAGUACACCGCAACCAAGCCAUGCCAUACAAGAUCAGGAUCAGCCCGCUGCUUGUACAACUCAAAGGCCAUUGCCCGUGGCGGCAACUGCUCAUACCCAGCAGGACAUUGCCUCCUCCCAGUGCUCCAUAGUUUCUUCCAAGACUCUCAUCGUCAGCCCGCUCAAAGGGGGCACCUAUUAUGCUGUUGAGAGGAGUUACCAUGUCAGCUCCCCCUUGAAAUCCACCACCCACAAGUCAACCAAGAGGGAACAUGUCAAAGGAAAGCUAAACUUUGAUGCUACUGAUUCAAGGCCAGGUCCAAGUGAGCAGCUGAUUUGUGACAAGGCCUCUACCUCCUCUGAUGAAGACAAGCAAGAUGACUUUGACAUUGAUUUCACUAACCUUGAUAUAUUUGAUGGUGAUUUUUCGUUUUCUGAGCUUCUGCUUGACCUUGACCUUGACCUUGACACUGAAGGUGUUCAUUGCCAGAAUCCUUCUACAGGUGCUGAAGUUCAAAGACUAGAGCCUGUUGCCAAGAGUGGUUAUGUGAUAGCAGAUCCUGGUUUGCCUGAUGCAGUGAAGGCAGUCGCUGCAGAUUCCACUGAAGAUUUCGAUUUGCAAGCAGGAGCAACAUCUGUCACUUCUGUCAGGGCUAUUACUAAGAGGGUAAAGAUCGUCAGCCCUGUGAAGGGCCGCACAGCUUCGUAGAGCAGCGGAUGAAAUUUCACAUCACCAAGUGACUCUAUGUAGCCGGCCGCAUGACUGACUAACUUUAUCUAGAUGGCCUAACAAUCCAUGACAGUAUGUUGUAGUAGUGACCAACUGAACUGCGCUGAGGGCAUUUUCAGCUUCCUGUAGCAUGCUAGUAAUGCUAUGAUGUAGUUUCUCGUAUCUGUUUGCAUCGUGUUCUCAUGUAAAUGCUAAUGUGGCAUUACUAAUUCUAAGGUUAAUAUCAGAAAUUUGGCAUUCAGAUUCUGUUUGCAUUUUGACUA